Alosa alosa (allis shad) is the source of this 4835-nucleotide messenger RNA. It is a transcript of the gene maco1b, whose product is annotated as macoilin 1b. The transcript has 11 exons. Gene Ontology annotation, cellular component: rough endoplasmic reticulum membrane. NCBI's taxonomy places the organism in Eukaryota, Metazoa, Chordata, Actinopteri, Clupeiformes, Clupeidae. The coding region runs from base 464 to 2521 and encodes 685 amino acids. Gene Ontology annotation, biological process: neuronal signal transduction. The record is from RefSeq and is a predicted model, not a curated record.
CAAGAUCCCGCCUAGAGGGUUAGAAAAUGUUUUUGAUAGGGUAGCAUGGCAUACCUGAUUUGUCCACAAAAAUGUUGAUUGGUUGAAUGGGGGGAAACUCAUCAGAAUAUUUUUGUCGUCCCUCUGUUCCACUCCUGGUGGUCGUGGUAGAAUAUGGCAAUGCAUAUGGCUAGUUGUUGUAUCAAUCAAAAUGAUAGACGGUUAAGAACAAACCGAUUGGAUACGCAGAUUGUCUGGCAAGCUCGUGUAUGUAAACUGUCGCGUGUGCUGUUGAGUCUGCGCUGAAGGAAAGAGGAGGGCCUUGAAGACAGUGUUUUUAUUUAUUUCUUUGUUUCAGUGGAAAAAACAAUAACAACGAUAGUUGCAUUACUUGAAAUCCUUCCUUAGUAGUUACACUCAACCAAGAAAGAAAACUGGAAAAUACAACAGUAAGAAUUAAAAAGCCAAAGCGAAGGAGGGGAGGAUGAAGCGGCGCAAUGCGGACUGCAGCAAACUCCGACGGCCGUUGAAACGGAACCGAAUAACCGAGGGUAUAUACGGCAGUACGUUCCUGUACCUGAAGUUCCUGGUGGUGUGGGGGCUGGUGUUGCUGGCAGACUUUGUGCUCGACUUCAGGUUUGAGUACCUGUGGCCCUUCUGGCUCUUCAUCCGGAGUGUAUACGACUCCUUCCGCUACCAGGGCCUGGCGUUUUCAGUGUUCUUUGUGUGUGUGGCGUUUACAUCAGAUAUCAUUUGCCUGCUCUUCAUUCCUGUGCAGUGGCUCUUCUUCGCAGCCAGCACCUACGUCUGGGUGCAGUACGUGUGGCAUACAGAAAGAGGAGUGUGUCUCCCAACAGUAUCGCUAUGGAUACUUUUUGUAUAUAUAGAGGCAGCUAUCAGAUUCAAGGAUCUGAAAAACUUCCAUGUGGACCUGUGCCGUCCAUUUGCGGCACACUGUAUUGGCUACCCAGUGGUGACGCUGGGCUUUGGCUUCAAGAGUUACGUGAGCUACAAAAUGCGUGUGCGCAAGCAGAAGGAGGUGCAGAAGGAGAAUGAGUUCUACAUGCAGCUCCUCCAGCAGGCCCUGCCACCAGAACAGCAGCUGCUCCAGAGGCAGGAGAGGGAAGCCGAGGAAGCUGCAGCCGCCAAAGGGAUGUCCGAGGACUCCCAGACGCCCGUAUCCCAGAACGGAGGCCCCGCCAUGGGCAAGAAGCCGUCCUCGGGGCCCCUGCCCGAGCUGGAGUACCGGGAGAAGGGGCGCAAGGGCCAAGGGUCGUCGGGGGCCCAACAGAGCGGCGACAGCAGCAGCAGCAGCAGCAGCAGCUCCAGCAAGGAGCCGGAGUACAUGGAGACGCAGCCCAACGGCAACAGCAAGAGACUGAGCCACAGCGACAGUGCCGAGAACCUGCUGCUCAAGGAGGAGAGCUCCUUCUCAUCCUGUUGCUCGUCCUCUUCCUCGUCCAACUGCAACGCCAAGAACCAGAAGAACGCCAGCGUGGCGGCGGGCAACUCCUCGCCCCGGGGGCACGGCACGGCCAACGGGAGCGUGCCGUCCUCGGCCCAGCAGCCCUCAGCCUCGGGCAAGGGCGACAAGAAGCAAAGGAGUGGUGGGGGCAAGAACGCCUCAGCGUGCCACAACAAAGACACACUGGAGAACUGCAUCCCCAACAACCAACUCAGCAAACCAGAGGCACUGCUGAGGCUGGAGCAGGACGUGAAGCGUCUGAAGGCAGAGCUGCAGGCCAGCCGUCAGGUGGAGCAGGACCUGCGCAGUCAGCUGGGGGCUCUGGGCAGCGCCGAGAGGAGUGUGCGCUCCGAGCUCGGACAGCUGCGACAGGAGAACGAGGUCCUACAGAACAAGCUGCACAGUGCGGUGCAGGGGAAGCAGAAGGAGCGGCAGGUGCUGGGCUCGCUGGAGCGGAGGCUGAAGCAGGAGCAGGAGGCGCGGGCAGCUGCUGAGAAACAGCUGGCCGACGAGAGGAAGCGCAAGAAGCUGGAGGAGGCCUCAGCUGCCCGCGCUGUUGCGCUCGCUGCCGCCUCACGAGGGGAGUGCACAGACUCCUUGCGGAGGCGAAUCUUGGAGCUGGAGACAGAGUGCAAGAAACUCAGCAAAGACCUGAAACAGAAAGAGGAGCAGAUCCACGAGCUGGAGCUCACAGUGCAGGAGCUGCACAAGUAUAAGGAGAAUGAGAAGGACACGGAGGUGCUGAUGUCGGCGCUUUCGGCGAUGCAGGAGAAGACCCAGCACCUGGAGAACAGCCUGAGCGCCGAGACGCGCAUCAAGCUCGACCUCUUCUCUGCGCUGGGCGACGCCAAGAGGCAGCUGGAGAUUGCACAAGGUCAGAUCCUGCAGAAGGAACAGGAGAUCGCCGACCUGAAGCAGAAGAUCGCCGAGGUGAUGGCGGUCAUGCCCAGCCUGGCCUACUCCGCAGACACCAGCAGCAUGAGCCCUGUGGCGCCGCACUACUCCUCCAAGUUCAUGGACACCACCCCGUCCGGACUGGACCCCAACGCCUCUGUCUACCAGCCCCUCAAGAAGUGACCGACCGGCCUCCUUCUCACCGUCCCUCUCCCACUCUCUCUGUUUCUCUUUUUCUUUUUCUCUUUCUUUUUCUCUUUCUCUCUCUGUUUCUCUUUUUCUUUUUCUCUUUCUUUUUCUCUUUCUCUCUCUGUUUCUCUUUUUCUCUUUCUCUUUCUCUUUCUCUUUCUCUCUGCCAGAACCAGUGGAACUCUGCAUGUCUGCGGCUUAGAAUGUUCUCUAUCUCUCUUUUACUCCUCCUCAUCCCUUUCUCUUUUGUUUUUCUCUUCCUCCGUGGCUCUUCCCCUUCUAACCACCCCCUCUCCAUCUGGCCGGCGCAGCAGAAGGAUGUCGUGUUGUGUGACUGUAUUUGUCGUAGUAAAAACAAAAACUCAAAAGACACAAAAAAGAGACUUCAAGUGAUGGUCAACUCAAGUCUGGAAACCUCACAGAAACGACGUUCCAUCUUACAUUUAAGCAUAAGGAAAGGCCCCCCCCCCCAAAAAAAAAAGCCUUUUCUUGUCAGUCUUUUUCUCCUCAGCUUCACUCAAUCCAUUGGAGUUUAGCUGUAGAUUGAGUAUGGUUAUAUUGAGGGGGUUGUUGUCCAUCGUCAACACUCGAAUUCUACUUACAUGCUGGUCCUGGCUCAACAAAAGUCAUCUGCAAAAAAAAAAAUGUCACCACCAGUGGCAACAAAGGAAUGUAAUAAAUUGUGGACUCGCUCUGUGAUAGAACUCCAUGUCUUGUUUGAAUCUCAAGAACAGGAGGAAACCCUUGUCUCUAAGCACCCCCUGCUGCGAUGAACAGGUUUUGGUUACAUGAUAUGUCAGCCUUCAGUUUAUUUGGAGCUCAGAUGGAAAUGUUCCCAGAUUAAAAAAAAUAAAUCCAGCAGAGUGAAAUUUUCUUUUAAAAAGAGCAUAAAUGCAAGCCUGUUCAGUCCCUUAAACUAUUAAAUCAUCCCCCCCUCCCCCUAAGCUCUGCCCCUUGUGUUCAGGUCAAACAUCCCUCAAAUUAAAACUGAUCAGUGCCUUGAGAUAGCAGCUCAUUGAUGGACUGGACUCCCUUGCCCAGCCAGGGUUGUCAGUGUUGGGUGUGCUCACCAGAGUCAGCUGCACUCUGUCUCUUCGAUUGAACAGGUGUGAGAGAGCUACAUUUGGUUAGCCAAUGGGCAGCUGGCUGAGGGCUGGUUACAUAGAGGCCUAGCUGAAGUCUUUGGUGGGUCAUUUGCAGAACUGGAGCACUCACUGGAAGUUUCUGUUGAGAGCUGUAGCGGUCAUGGCAAAGUGACCUGCACAAGGCCUUCAGGCUUGGUUAGUCAGGGCCUUCAUGCGCUUCAGUCUGUUGGUAUUGGCCUCUUUAUAGAAGUCUCGCAGUCAUGUUUCCAAUCAAGAGAUAGAACAGCCCUGACCUUGGUGAAUGCUGUACGCCCCUGGCAAUGUCACUCCUUUAUAGCAGUCCCAGGAACCAAAUCACAUGAGAAGCUACCUGCUGCCACAGCAACACUCCUGGUCAGACUGGCCCAGUGGUUUACUUCAUUCAAGUUGAUAUCAAUGUUGUAAUGAGUUAAGGACAUUUCAUAAUUGGACAGCAUAUGAGCAAGGAGGGAAUUGCCCACAUUAUUCAGGCCUGUUGAAUGACUAGUUGUUCUGUUGAUUAAUCCAUUAUUAUUCUGUUUUCAUAUGGCAGUGUUAUGACACAAUACCUGACCACAGUCCUUGCCACAACCAAAGCUUGUUGUGAUUUUUCAUGGAGGACUUUUGGGUUUCAGUGGCCCAGGCGCAUCCCUGUGGAAAGGACCGACUCUGGCUCAUGUUUAACGUCCUCCCCCGGCAGCAAAAGGUUCAUUCGGAUGUGUCCUGUCUAAAAACGUUCUGCCAUGGUGGAGCCAUGACAGUGCAUCACUGAUCCUAGUGAACUCAGGAGGAAUGUCACUGUAUUUUCAUUUUGCUCAAGACAAUAAGUAUUAGUGAUCCAGUAUGUUGAGGCCACAAAGUUAACCUGUUCUGCUUAAUGUUUAUGUCCCCUCCCGCAGGGCUUAGAUUGAUUGAUGGAUUUAUGUGAUUUUUGCUGUCAUUUCAUGUGGUUGGUUCUUUUGAGUGUUUACGUGGUAUGCUGGACAAACAGAUUUUCUUUUUUUUUAAGUGCAGAUGACAAUGGUUCCUGUGUUUGGAAAUAAUGGGAAAAGGUCAGUCAGCUGAACGUUUAAUGGGAAAAACAUUUUUUUUUUUUUUUUUUUGCCCUUGGUCGCUUCUUGCUCUGUCUCUUUCCUCCAGUCUGGAUCUCAGUUGUGGUCCCUUUCUGUGAGGUUUUCAAGGGAUUAAAGAAGGGUUUUCUUGCA